GAACAGCAGCGCGGAAGGUGUCCCCGUCGUGAUUACGACGGGAUUUCAAGCGGUCACGAAUCCUGAAAGUUUCUUUCGUGGUGCUAAUUUAACGAAGGGGAAGCUCCUCCACGAAUCUGGCCACGUUUAUGACGUGAAGGAGGUCCGUUUCGACGGACGAGCGGAUGUCACGGCGCGCUGUGUGCCGCAGACAAGACUGAGCGCACCCGUAAAGCACGUCGAGCUUCACCUUGACAACAACCGGGCGAUUGUUUCCGCACAAUGCGACUGUCGUGCUGGCGUCGCAGGGAGGUGUAAACACACCGCGGCAGUCGUCGUGUACUUGAAGGAAGAUGUAGCAGCAUCAAAAACGAGCUGCGCAAGGAGCUGGGGCAUACCGUCAUCGAAAAAAACGUACCCUAAGUUCUCCCGAGUGGCUCCCAACUCGCAGAAAGGAACAUCAGUGUCUGUCUGUGCUGUGGAUGUGAGCCACGUUAAACAGUUCUUCGGCGAUUUGAGUUGCCCCCUCAACGACAUGUUGCGAGCGGAAGAGCUGGUCUGCGACCAGGAUGAGGAAUCUGUGGAGCAGCCACCCUCUCCAGAGGCCCUGGUGCUCUUUGAUUGGCCAUUGGAGGGAUUCCACUACAGGAACUUCUUCAUCGAGUUUGAAUCUGGAGGGCCCAUUCAAAAGGAAGAGACAUUUGUGGAAAGCCUGCGAAGUCGUGAGAGGGCUGUCUACGAUAGGAGCAUAUGCAAGUCGUCUGAAGAGAUUCAAAGUAUCUGCAGGAACACACACUUGUCGAGGGACACCUGGCGGAAGGAGAGACUGCCUCGCAUUACAGCAACAAAGGCACAUAAAGUAAUACGCUGCCAAGGAGACUUGCAGAAGCUUGCCAAGGAGAUGGUGCUUGAAGUGCCCUUUUCGUCCCAAGCAACAGCGCAUGGGGUGCGUUACGAGCCAGAAGCUCGAGCCAAGUUUGAGGAAGAGCGCUGCGUCAAGGUCCACCAGUUCGGGCUUGUUGUGAUGCCCGAAGAUCCCUGGCUGGGGUGUUCUCCUGAUGGACUCUUCCGGAACGAUGAGGGCAAGGUCAACUUGCUUGAAAUCAAGUGCCCUGCCAGCCGGUGGAAGAAACCAUUGACGGAGAAGCCACUACUUGCAUAUUUAGUGGAAGACAAGCAUACCAAGAUCAUCAGCUUAAGGCAGUCACAUCCCAUCUACACUCAGAUCCAAAUCUGCCUGUAUGUCCUCCAACUAGAACAGUGCGAGCUGUUCAUCUACUGCUCCGUAGACCGGAAGACGUUCCGAAUUAAGCGGGACGAGGCAUUCCUCUCUUAUGCAAUCCCAUCGCUUAGAUCAUUUUAUUUCACCUUUUUCAUACAGGAACUUGCUGCACUUUGUUGA
Molecule: messenger RNA, 1381 nt
Organism: Ixodes scapularis (black-legged tick)
Lineage: Eukaryota; Metazoa; Arthropoda; Arachnida; Ixodida; Ixodidae
Exons: 6
Coding region: 515-1381 (288 amino acids)
Source: RefSeq, a predicted model, not a curated record